Molecule: messenger RNA, 885 nt
Organism: Baudoinia panamericana UAMH 10762
Lineage: Eukaryota; Fungi; Ascomycota; Dothideomycetes; Mycosphaerellales; Teratosphaeriaceae
Exons: 4
Coding region: 1-885 (294 amino acids)
Source: RefSeq, a predicted model, not a curated record
AUGGCUAAUUCCGGGGAGAAGGUUCUCAAAAUCGGUUUGAACAAGGAUCUGAAUGCGGUACCGGCCCUCCAGACGUACCCAAAAUGGCAGAGGGAAGGCGUACCUCAUGGUUGUCGCAAGGCGGCAGGGUUUGUGCUGCGUGCGUUCUGGGUCGAACACAAGAACGGAAAGCAAGCGCAGAAGCAGAUCAAGCGUGAAGAAUGGGCCACGAUCAGCACAAACUGGGCAGAUCCUUGCAUUGACUGGACCAGUUGUGACACUCUGGAGGCGAAGGAAGCAUUCGGUUGGGAGCGCACCCCAGCACAGAUGUACGAUAGCUAUCUGAAGAUGGGAUCGCCAGCGAGAACCACAACUUUGGAGGCAAAGUCGCCUUUGGAUAAGGAGCGCAAAGGUACCAAGAGCGCUGAUGAUGACGAGCCGAAACAGGAGGAUCUGAGCAUCGCGGGUCCGAGCCUCACCGCCGGGAAAAGUGAUAGCAAGCGCCAGCGCGCGAACAGCUGCGAAGACGCUCCCGAGCUGUGGGCGGAAUUCUGCAUCUUUCACUUACGUAGGCAUCCUGGUGAUAACGAUCACAUCGAAGAAACCCGCGAAGCAUUCCAGUCAGAAUACCAGUACCCAGCACCAAGUGUAGAACAGAUACGGAGUAUGUAUACCGGAAGCCGUCAAGGCAGACAACUCGCAGUGAAUCCGCUCGAAGCGAACUCUGAAGCUGCCACCACAGCCAGUACACAUGGGCAGAUGAAGCGAAAGGCAUCCGGUUACAAUGCAGUAUCUAGGUUUAGGGCAAUCCGUUUCCGCCCGACUCACCUCUCCGAAGAUGAAGGGACCGAGGGGGAGAUCCGGGAGGCUACGCUCAAGCUCCGGGAGGUACAUGGCCUGAACUAG